Messenger RNA from Rosa chinensis, 1129 nucleotides. RefSeq names its product probable O-methyltransferase 3. NCBI's taxonomy places the organism in Eukaryota, Viridiplantae, Streptophyta, Magnoliopsida, Rosales, Rosaceae. The record is from RefSeq and is a predicted model, not a curated record. The transcript is spliced from 3 exons. Gene Ontology annotation, molecular function: protein dimerization activity; O-methyltransferase activity; S-adenosylmethionine-dependent methyltransferase activity. Gene Ontology annotation, biological process: methylation. Bases 1 to 1107 code for a protein of 368 amino acids.
AUGGAAAGACUGAAUAGCUUUAAGCACCUUAACCAUAAGUGGGCUAGUGAAGAGCAUUCUACCCAGCUUCUUCAAGCUCAAGCCCACAUAUGGAACCACAUUUUCAGCUUCAUAAACUCCAUGACCCUCAAAUCUGCAAUUGAACUAGGUAUACCAGAUAUCAUCAAAAAACAUGGCCGCCCCAUAACUCUUUCUGAGCUCACAUCUGCAUUACCAAUUCACCCAACAAAAAUCCCCAGUGUUUACCGCCUCAUGCGUAUAUUGGUCCACUCCGGCAUCUUUGCCAAAAAAAAGAUGACUAAACUGGAUGAGGAAGAAGGUUAUAUACUUACUGACGCUUCUCAGCUCCUCCUUAAGGAUCACCCCUUCAGUAUGACUCCAUUUGUAAUGGCUAUGCUCAACCCUAUCGUCACAAAACCAUGGCAUUAUAUGAACACUUGGUUCCAAAAUAAUGACCCUGCGGCAUUUAACACGGCACAUGGGAUGACAUUUUGGGACUACAGCACCCAGGAGCCAAGUCUUGCCAGCUUUUUCAAUGAUGCCAUGGCUAGUGAUACUCGUUUGGUGACCAGCGUGUUACUUCAGGAGUGCAAGGGGGUAUUCGAGGGAUUAAAAUCAUUAGUUGAUGUUGGGGGUGGUACAGGAACAAUGGCCAUGGCCAUUGUUGAUGCAUUCCCAGAAAUUGACUGCACCGUACUUGAUCUCCCACAUGUGGUGGCUGAUCUGCAAGGAAGUAAGAACCUGAAAUAUGCUGGAGGGGACAUGUUUGAAGCAGUUCCUCCGGCAGAUGCAAUUAUUUUGAAGUGGAUAUUGCAUGACUGGAGUGAUGAAGAAUCUGUGAAAAUACUUGAGCGAUGUAAAGAGGCAAUAACAAGUAAUAAGAAGAAAGGCAAGGUGAUUAUCAUAGAUAUGAAUGUGGAAAACCAGAAAGGAGAUGACGAAUCAAUUGAGACACAACUGUUCUUCGACAUGUUGAUGAUGAUGAUGGCCACCGGAAAAGAAAGGAAUGAAAAAGAAUGGGCUCAGCUCUUUUCUGAUGCAGGUUUCAGUGACUAUAAGAUAACUCCCAUUUUGGGUCUAAGAUCACUCAUUGAGGUUUAUCCUUGAUAACUGAGCUCCUACUUGUGUA